Pelodiscus sinensis (Chinese soft-shelled turtle) is the source of this 7165-nucleotide messenger RNA. RefSeq names its product protein O-mannosyltransferase 2 (gene POMT2). Lineage: Eukaryota; Metazoa; Chordata; Testudines; Trionychidae. Gene Ontology annotation, biological process: protein O-linked glycosylation. The record is from RefSeq and is a predicted model, not a curated record. Gene Ontology annotation, molecular function: mannosyltransferase activity. Gene Ontology annotation, cellular component: membrane.
AGCUCUGUUCUCUCUGCAGUCCCUGAAUGAACACAAGUCACAAUGGUGCUAAAAAUAGAAUUGGCUGAAACAUCCUCCUUCACUUGCUCUCUAUAGGUUUCUUAAAGCUGCCAGUUUCAUUCAGAUAAGGCCCCAACCCUGCUAUGAGAGUUGCUGGAAUUCUGGGAGUAGUAGUUCUAGCUGCUUUUCCAGGCCUCAAAAGCAUUUUGAUAGUUUAUGCUGAAAGUUUAGAUUUUUGUGGAGAUGAAAAGUUUUUUUCAAAAUGCUCAUAUUAACUGAAAUGUUUUAAUAUUUUCCCUAAAAUAUCAGUGAAGAAUGUGAAUUUAAACAUCCCUCUCUAAAGAAAUUGCAACACAAAGUGUGUGCCAUACAGGUCAAAAACCAGAAAGUGAAGCUGGCUAGCACUGAAAGUGAAUGUGAUCGAUUAAGUGCUAUUUUAUUGACAUGACAAACACUGUUAGUGCUGUGUGUGUCCAGCAGAUGUAUGUGUGGAAAGUGGAAGGACAGUCAGCGGUUGUGUCUGUCAGAGAAUGGGGAGGGGCAAUUAAUGUGUGUAUACUGCAUGCACAUAUGAGAUGUGUGUGAGGGGUGGGCAAGGCAGUUACAGGGUGUGUGGGGGUCUGUCAGUGAAUGGGGGUAUGUAGUAGGUGUGGGCAUGCAUGUGAAUUGUGGCUUUUUGUAGGCAACACAAUCUGUGUGUGUGUGGUCUAUCAAUGGGGUGCAGUAGGUGUGGGCAUGGUGUGUGGACAGGGGCUGUGGAUGUGUGUGCCUGGGCGGGCAGGGCAGUCCCAGAGUGUGAGGGGGGAUUUAUUAGUGGGUAUGGAAGUGGCUGGCACUUGGGAUGUUGGACAAAUAGGCAAUCUCAGUGUGGCUGGGGGUGUCAGUGGACGUGGGGUAACUGGUAGGCAGGGGGGCUGUCAGGGAAUGGGGGAGGUGAGCAGGGCAGCCUAGGCGUGUCUGUCAGCGAAGGGGGGAUAACUGGCAGGCAGGGUGGCGCCGGGGGUGACUGUCAUUGACCUGCCCGGCAGGCCAGUCUCGGGGUGUCUGUGAUUGAAGGGGGGCGGGCAGCCUGGGGCCCCGACUGGGCCCGGGGGGAGGUGACAGGACCCCCCGUUCAGUGGCGUUUCCUGACUCAGCUCUUGCUUGAACCUGUCACGAGCCGCGGCGACGCUUCGCCCCCCCCCCGGCGCGGAGAACUACAUCUCCCAGGAUGCCAUGCGAAGGAACCGGGCUCCGCUUCCCGCGAUGCCCUACGGCGCGGACUCCCUUUCCCUUGGUGCUGUGCGCGGGGGUGCCCGGCGUGUCGGGGCGCGGAUGACGCUGGCGGCGAGGUGCUGCCAGGCCGAGACUGGCCCGCGCUGCGGGGGGCUCCGGCAGCGGCGAUCCCGCAGGCCGGCGGGCGGGCCGAACCGUCCCUGUCCCGCUCCUCGCUCUUGGGCUCCCCUGGAAGCGCCAGUCGGUGUCUGGGCCCCGCUGGCCAUCGUCACCCUCCUCAGCUUCGCCUCCCGCUUCUCCCGCCUGUCCGAGCCGCCGCACGUCUGUUGGGAUGAAACUCAUUUUGGGAAGAUGGGAAGUUACUACAUUAAUCGGACCUUCUUCUUUGACGUCCACCCACCUCUGGGGAAGAUGCUGAUAGGACUUGCUGGAUACCUGAGUGGAUAUAAUGGCACAUUUCCUUUCCAAAAGCCAGGAGACAGAUAUGAACAUCAUAACUACAUAGGAAUGAGAGGGUUCUGUGCAUUUCUAGGCUCAUGCCUGGUUCCAUUUGCCUACCUCACUGUACUGGAGCUGUCCAAGUCACUAUCUGCAGCAUUACUUGCAGCCUCCAUCCUGAUUUUUGAUACAGGCUGCAUUACUCUGUCUCAGUACAUCCUGCUUGACCCCAUUCUGAUGUUCUUUCUUAUGGGAGCUGUGCUGAGUAUGGUCAAGUAUAACUCCUGUGCAGACAGGCCGUUUUCUGCCCGAUGGUGGUUCUGGCUGAAUCUGACUGGGGUAAACCUUGCUGGAGCAAUAGGGGUGAAGUUUGUUGGCCUGUUUGUAGUCCUCCUGGUUGGACUGAACACAGUUUAUGAUCUUUGGAAAUUACUGGGGGACCUCAGCCUGUCACUGGUCACCCUGGGGAAACACUUGUUGGCUCGUGUAUUCUGCCUCAUCCUACUGCCACUUGUCCUCUACACUACUCAGUUUGCUGUUCACUUUGCAGUGUUAAAUAAAAGUGGGCCCGGGGAUGGUUUUUUCAGCUCUGCCUUUCAAUCACGACUGAUUGGGAACAAUCUUCACAAUGUCUCCGUUCCAGAGCACCUGGCCUAUGGUUCUGUGAUCACAAUGAAGAACCUUCGGAUGGCAGGGGGAUACCUUCAUUCACAUUGGCACCUUUAUCCUGAGGGCGUGGGGGCUCGUCAGCAGCAGGUCACUGCCUAUUUGCACAAGGACUCAAACAACCUGUGGAUUAUAAAGAAACAUGAUUCCAACACAGCAGAUCAUUUAGAUCCUGCCUCCUCUGUGGAGUUUGUGAGGCACGGAGAUGUUAUCCGGCUGGAGCACAAAGAAACUUCUAGAAAUCUUCACAGUCACCAGCAUGAGGCCCCCAUGACAAGAAAACACUUUCAGGUCACUGGAUAUGGAAUAAAUGGAACAGGAGAUUCCAACGAUUUUUGGCGGAUUGAGGUGGUAGGCAGGAAGGCUGGGAAACGUAUUAAAGUCUUACGGAGUCAGAUCCGACUGAUUCAUCUGGCCACAGGAUGCAUACUUGGGUCCUCUGGGAAAACGCUACCAAAAUGGGGCUGGGAACAAGUGGAAGUCACCUGCACUCCAUAUGUGAAGGAUACCCCCAAUGCCCUUUGGAAUAUUGAAGAUCACAUCAAUCCCAAGUUGCCCAAUAUCAGUCUAGAUGUUCUGAAACCCUCUUUCCCAGAGAUUCUGCUGGAGUCCCACAUGGUUAUGAUCCGGGGAAACAGUGGCCUCAAACCAAAGGAGAAUGAAGUCACAUCUAAACCUUGGCACUGGCCCAUAAAUUAUCAGGGUCUGCGUUUCUCUGGAAUUAAUGAAACAGAUUAUCGAGUUUAUUUGCUUGGGAACCCGGUGAUCUGGUGGCUGAAUCUGGUCACUAUUGGAUUGUACCUCCUAAUGGCAAUUUGCACCACUGUGGCCAUAAAGAGGGGAGUUCAGCUGACAGCUGAACUCAAAGAGCUCUCUAAAGUCUUGCUACAUUGUGGAGGGCAGAUCAUGCUGGGCUGGCUCCUCCAUUACCUCCCUUUCUUCAUGAUGGGCAGAGUCCUCUACUUUCAUCAUUACUUUCCUGCCAUGCUUUUCUCUAGCAUGCUGACAGGAAUUACAUGGGAUACUCUGCUGAAGUUCUGUGUUGAGCACCUGUCCUGUUCCGUGAGGAGGAGGGUGUAUCUAUAUGGGAUGCUGACACUGAUGUUACUCAUUGUAUUUAGCUUCUACCUCUUCCAUCCUCUGUCCUAUGGGAUGGUGGGACCUAUGGCUUCAGAUCCCAAAAGCCCAAUGGCAGGGCUCAGGUGGCUGGAAUCAUGGGAAUUCUAGGGUCAACAGGAGGCAGCCUGAAAGGAGGGAAUAAGAAACACAAGAACUAUCAAGUGUCAAGUUGAUUCUUGAUCAUUUAGAGGCAAGUGGUUGCAAAGCACCAUUCUAGAGAACUCUGGGAAAUCUGCUCCCUAUAGGAUCAUCACUGGUUUGCAUAAUUUGAGACUUGGCAGAGUGUGACCACAAGAAAGAUCCUUUGAACUCCCACCAUAGUUACAGUAGAUUCUAUUUCUGAGGCUGUCCACUGCAUUAAGACCUGGGUCCUCCGAACAAGGUGUUGGAAUUCUUCAUGGUCAUACUUUCGCCUUGCUUUGGCCUGUCCAGCAGUUACACUGGUGUGAUUUGGAAAAUGUAUGUGUUUAUAUCUGUUAGAGGGUGAGGUUGCAUACACCUGUUUGUCUGUCUCUCCUCAUCUGAAAAUCAUUUGUGUGUAGAAAGAGCUGACUGUAAAAAGCAUAGUUUCCUGAGGUAUUAGGGAUCUUUUCAUAUUUCAUAACUUUUAUUUGUGUUGUUUUCCACAUAUUAUGGCGAAUGUCUGGGAAUUACCCUGUCAUCCUCAUUUGCAUUUCACAGAGGUGAUGCUGUGUUUCUAGUACCUGGCCAAGCUGAAAGUCUCUCAGUGGCUUGAAACCUCCAUGAGCCAUGGUGCCUUGCCUGUCUCCCAGGCCCAUUGCAAACUGAAGAAGUGAAGAUUGUUUAUCCUUGCAUAUCCCCUUGCUUUCAGGCCACCUGCAACACUUAUAAUAAUCACUGUGUAGCUACCUGGAAAACCACUUGAGAGCUUAGAGCCAGACAGUUCCAGCUCAUCAGUCUUGCAAUUCUUCCAGAAGAUGCUAAGAAGCUCCAAGGAGCAGCAGGUUCUUUUAUUGCUUGUCCUGGGUUUUUGAUGUAAGGGACAACCUCUUUUUUGGUACACAGGAAAUCUUUGCUGUUAGCUGUCAUGCAUCCUGUGAUACCAGCAGUUCUACUGCCAGUAACUCUGUUUUGUGGGAAGAAGCUAAAGCAUCAUCCUAAUGAAAGUGGAAUCUGCAAAUCCUACUGCUAGUUCUGGGGUAUUUAAUCACUAAUAUUCCUCUGCUGAAGGCAGGUUUCUCCUAACAGGAAACUGCACUUCUUAUUAUAGUGAUAAACUGCCAGGCAAUUGAGAAGGGGGGGACUGAAACAGGAGAGAGAAACCAGAACAAAAACUCUUUGCUUGUCUGGUGAAGAGAACUCUUGUGCUGAUUCCAUCCCUGGCAGUGGGGAGGUGGUCUUCCAACAGGUGUUGGAAAACUUUUAAAUGAGGUAACUCCCUUCCUUCCUUCCUUCCCCCAAAUGUUCCUUUUUUGCAUUUUUCUCCCCCAAGUUCCCUUUUUUCUCCUCAGUUCAUUACUACCUUGUAGCAUCCAAAACAAACUGCCUUGAGUCCCAGCUGUGUGUGUCCUAUGAGAGAGCAAGGUUUGUAAGGCAAUUUUGCAUAUGCAUCAAGGUGAUUAAGCCCAUCAUUUCAGAUUCCUUGCUCUGCUUUUCAGCUCAGCUCCUGAGUAUGCAUUGGGUGAGUAUCAGUAAGGGGUGAGUGUGUCUGUGUUUUAAAGAUGAAUUCUGCUUUACUCCUUUUUCCCUCUCUGGAUUCUAAAGGCUUAUCUAUAACAGGAAAGGCUGUUGGCAUGGAGAUUGUGCUAAUGUCCUCAGACCAAGCUGGAUGGCUGUGUUUUGUGCUGGGCUGAGGCUCAGUUCAGACUUUAAUAGAGAAAAUGUAGGAAUGUUCAGUUAGGCAGCUGCUUGCCAUUGUAACAUGCUGGCUCAGUUUGUCAUAUCUGCCUCUAGAGCCUGGUCCAUAUACAAGAUAGGAGCCUGCUACUGGCACCAGCUCAAAUGGUAUAGGCUUUUGCUUUUGAUGCUAAAGGUUUUGAGUUAAUCCCCUGCUGACAGUCCAUGAUGGGGGGUCAUUACUCUAAUUAACUGCUGGGUUUGAUUAUCUAUUUCUGUUUAUUGUGGUAGGAAGUUCUUCUCUCUGGCUGAGCCAAGACAGCUCAGAUAUAUCUAGGAAAGAAGGAUGAGGGAGAGAGUUGAAAACCUCUCCAAAUCCUGCUUAGCUUGACAUAUGGAAAAACAGCAACGGAUUAUAAACAGAGGCAAUAUGACAGGCAGACAUUACACUGCUUUAUUUUUAAUAAGUUAGUGGGCUUUUUAUAUUGUUAGUAAGAACAUCAGAUUAAUGUGGUGAUGUCAUGAGGUUUUUUCCUGCAGAGGUCCUAUUGCCAACAGAAAAAAGUGCCAGGGGCUCAUGUAACGGAUGUAUUGAGAUGCAGGAUACCCCCCAGGCACUGAGGACCCAGCAGUGAUACAGACAUGAAUAGCAGCAAACCAGAUCCUAGCUACUGAGAAGGAAGAAGUCAGUAGGUUGUUAAGCAGGAUGGUUCCAAAGGCAUUUCACACAUCUUUACCAUCAUAAAACCUUUUAGCUUAGUCAAAAUGUUGCUGAUUUAGCAACCUUUAUUACUAAGGACAUAUAGGGGUAAGAACUCCAGGAGUAUCGUGAGAAAGCUAGGCCUCUUCUUGGUCAUUGUUCCUGUCUCCUCCGCUGCACUAAUUGGUCUGCUUCAGAUUGUGGGGGAACUGAAAACUCCACCUAACUUAGUUUCCCUUCCAGCUUUUUGAGCCCAGGUCAACUUCAGCCUCAAUACAAACAAGAGGCUGCUUGUCUUUGUUGCUGGGAGUUUGGAUGCCUUAUGCUGGGAGUUUGACUGGCACAAGAGCUAAUCCACUUUUUGAUCCCCUGUACAUCCCACUGCCCACGUACAGGAGGACACAAUAAAAAUCUAGAUGUCCUACAACAGUGAACAGCCUGUGACCAGGCUUGAGUUAGGUUGUUAAAAAGACAUGGACAUUAAUAUCCAGCCUUUUAAAAGGCGCAGCCUUGGGGCUCAUUUUCUGAAUUCCAAGAGCAAGGUCCUCACCUGGUGCAAACUGAUACUCUUUUGUCUUCAGCAGAGCUAUGCUGUUGUAUUCCAUCUGACAACCUGAACCUAAAUAUCUAUUUCUUAAACAUUCACCAAGCCAUCCCUGAGAACAAAACAACAGUCCACAAAGAGUGUUUGUGAGCCUACAAAAUUGUGCUGCUUCUACUGGCACUGCAGCAGUAUUUAUGCUUGGGCACACUUUGCAGAACUGUGCAGAUGUGAAGCACUGGAUGCAGUGAAAGUGAACCUUGCCUUCUGUAGGAGGCAUUGUCACUCUGCAAUGCCUCUGUUUGGUCAGAGGUCUGCACAAAGUCAUCUGUAGCCUUUCUGAUUGGGUUCUAGGACUUAAUUAACACUAGUUCAAUUUAGUCCAGCAUUCCUGACUGGAAUGAGUGCUGCUUCAACUCAUUUGUCCCCUUCCUCAGUCAUGUGGAAACAGCUAAUGGUGAUUUCACAGGCAAAAGAUGCUGCUCUCUGGAAUAGCUGCUCUUUAUGAGGAUUCCCAGGCAGUCAACCAUUAUUGUUGUGGAAGGAUGUAAUUGAACUCAAUCUGUAGAGCCAAAAUGUAAACAUCUGCAGACUUCAGAAUUCCCAUUCCUUCCCUUUCCUCUGCUUUAUACUGUAAAACUAUGUUUUAAUUUCUCCAGUCUUUGGAGGAUACAAAGAAGGACUUAAGU